This is a messenger RNA of Coturnix japonica (Japanese quail), 2748 nucleotides long. RefSeq names its product polycomb group ring finger 6 (gene PCGF6). Lineage: Eukaryota; Metazoa; Chordata; Aves; Galliformes; Phasianidae. The record is from RefSeq and is a predicted model, not a curated record.
ACGGGUGGCUGCCGCCAAGCGCGGAUGUUGUUUUGCGACAGUCGGGGCGAAGGAAAGGCGCCGCCUCCUGUCUCCGGCAGAGCGCUCGGAGCUUCAUUUUGCGACGCUGCCGGGAGGGCUUUACGGGAGCCCGGCCUGUCUGCCUGCUGGUGCGCGGUACCACAGGCAGCAGCUCAACCCUCGGCCCGAGCCAUGGACGCGGACGGAGACGCGGGCUCGGUGGUUUCGGGGCUGUCGGGUGGAGAUGGAGCCGGUGCGGGCCCUGCUGAUGAGGAGCAGGAGAUGGAGGGAGCCCCCGGCUGCUCCGGGUCGCGCUCUUUGCCCUUCGAGUUCGAGCGGAGCCGCUCGGAAUCGAGCGGCGAUGAGGACGAUGAAGACGACGAUGAGGAGGAGGAGAUGGAGGAAGAAGAGCUGGAGGGGGACGCUGGGGGUCGCUUUGGUACAGAUGAUGGAGAGCUCGACUCGGACGACGACCGGGAGCGUAUGAUAAACCUCGCGGAGCUGACCCCUUACAUCCUGUGUUCCAUCUGUAAAGGUUACUUUAUUGAUGCUACGACUAUUACAGAGUGUCUGCACACCUUUUGUAAAAGCUGCAUAGUGAGGCACUUCUACUAUAGCAACAGAUGUCCAAAAUGCAAUAUAGUUGUACAUCAGACACAGCCCCUUUAUAAUAUCAGACUGGACAGGCAACUACAAGACAUAGUCUAUAAAUUAGUUGUCAAUUUGGAGGAAAGAGAAAAAAAACAAAUGCAUGACUUCUAUAAAGAGAGAGGAUUAGAAGUGCCCAAACCAGCUGUCCCACAGCCAGUUCCAGCGAGCAGAGGAAGACCUCGAAAGGUUCUGGGCUCUGUGUUCCGGAUCCCACCAGAACUUGACAUCUCAAUACUGCUCGAAUUCAUUGGCCUUUGGAAAAGAAGUUUGUGCGUGUUUCAGGGGAGGCAACAAUUGGACACGUGGAGAAAUUCCUCAGAAGGAAGAUGGAUCUGGAUCCUGCUUGUCAGUGGGCUCUCCCAACUGGAAGUGAAGCAAAAUGUUUGUGUUCUUCCACAGGUAGACAUAAUAUGUGGUGAUCACCUGUUAGAACACUACCAGACACUGAGAGAGAUCCGGCAAGUCAUAGGAGAAAGUGCUGUACAGGAUGGUUUACUUGUGCUGCACUAUGGCCUGGUGGUAUCUCCGCUCACCGUACCUUAGAGUGCUACAGUAUCAGGAGGUGAAAGAAUCCGAAGUCAUGAAGCUCCUUCACUGCUGUUCUCACCAAAGAAAACCAUCGUAUUUUCUGUGACAGGAAGCAAGUAAAAGAAACUACCACUGACUGCUGUAUGCUUGUAACUUAACAUCUGACUUUACCACUGUUUGUUUGGUUUUUUUACAAUGCUCUAUAUAUACAGCUAUUGAAUUUCACUCAGCUCAGGGACUUUAAAUGCUCAGAGUUGCUGCAUUUCUUUAAAUACUUCCUAAACCUGCAAAAUCUCACAGGGUGAACAGCCUUUCUCCCUAAGUUAUGGGAUGUUGUUUACUUUCUAAGUGUCUAAGCUAGAACAGUAUUCUCAGGGAUGAUCCUCAGUGGGCAGUACAGUAUAUUCUGGGGUGGAAACAGUCAUUUGGUGUAAGAAAGCUAAUAGUGAUCAUCUGUCUUCAGAUGUGAUCUGGGAGAGGAAGGCAACUCUUCAAAUGGAGACCGAAAUAGGUUGGAAAUGAUGUAUCACAAACUUUACUCAGUUGUUUUUCUUGAAGAAAAACAAUUUUGUUUGCACUUGAAAAAUAUUUGCUGGUAGUUUGACUUGCACCAAAUUGUGGGUCACGCAUCUCUAGUCUGAAUGGAGAUGAGCUGGCUGUAAGCUGGUUAAACUAUGCAUGGAGGGGGGGGGGGGGAAAAACAAGUAGCACCUCUUUCUACCUGCUUGCUGUGUUUAAAAUCACCUAAUUCUGCUGUCAUGUAAAAUCUGUCAAACUCAACUAGCAGGAGCUCAGGUUCCUUCAUUUUUUAGCACUCAUCUUUCUUGCAGCAGUGAAAAAUGGUAGCUUUAUCCACUCCUGCCAGUAUGUGUUAAUGAAUUGUAGUGGAGAGCAGGUUUGGGGGGUUAAAUAGCAUAGCAUGUGCCUGUUACUACCACCUUUAUGCAAGAUAGACAGUAGGCAAUGUUUCUGUUCAUAUUCAAUUACCAGGUUUUGUGACAGCUUUUCAGUUCUGUUCUGUUGAAGUCUUUCAUCAUUGUGCAGCAUUAAGGGACAGCUUUCUGUGCAACCCUCUUGCUGCACAUCGUGUCUUAUGUGUGGAGAUACAUGAAAGCUACUGUUCAGAACCAGGGUCCCUCCGUAGUCAGUAUAGUGAAGGGAAGAAGGUUCUUUAGUGAGGCAUUUCAGAGCACUUACAUUAGCUCAGAUGUUUGCUUACCGUCCUAUCUGCUGCAGUGCUGUCAGCACAGGAGUCCUGGCAUCUUUUGUCUAAAGAAAGCUUUCAUGGAUCGUUCUUCAGGUCUUUACAAUAGUGUGAAGUUUUGCCUGUAAAGGCAACACCGCAAGAAAAAAUCUCUUGAUUUGAAGUAAUUCUUGUGAUGCUUCUAAAAAUAAAACCCUAAACAAAGACAUGCCUAACUACAAUUGCCUGUUUUCCCUUCAAGGUUUGUACAAAAUUAGUGUUUAAAAUACGUUAGAAAACUGAAUUAUUUUGUAAAGACUUUGUGAGUUGUGUUGAUAAGAGAUUAUAUAUUGUGAUGGUAAAAUAAAGUCUAUUUUAGCCAAUUU